UGACGUAAGCGGAAAUGGGUGCGUGUGCCUUUCUGUUUAGUGUCCCUAGCUUUUCUAGCUGCGGUCUAUUGCGAGGUGAAAUAAAUUCCAAAUUUGUUGUUGCUUGUUAUAGAUAUGGCUGAUGAAGACUCUCUGGAGGAUUACCCAGCCGAAAUUGCUGAAUACCUGACUGGUUUCGUGUCUUCUGUGAGCUCGGUCCAAAAUGUGAUACAAACCCUCAUGUCUGUCUCGAAGGGCGACAGCCUAAAGCUUGGCCCCCUUGAGCAAGCCAAACUGGACUUAAUGUCAGUAUACGCCCUCAACUCUCUAUUCUGGAUGUACUUGGUAACACAAGGAGUUAAUCCAAAAGAUCAUGGAAUCAAACAGGAACUGGAGAGAAUCCGGACCAACAUGAACAGGAUAAAGGAGAUCACAGAUAAGAAACAAGCAACUUGUCUGGACAAAGAUGCAGCAUCUCGGUUUGUCAGGAAUGCACUGUGGGUUGGAAAGGACACCAAAGCCAAAGACAGCAUGGGGAAGCACAGCAAGCCAAGGAAAGGAAACUGACUUGAGGAGCAAGUCAAACUGCUGGGACUGUACUAUACACACGCGCACACAAUGUGUCUUCAUCAUUGAUGUGCUUUCUCUCAUCAUUGUUCCAUUUCUUCUUUUAGGCCUCUGUUUUGCCUGGCAGCAGGUUGAGGUUUGGUAUUGUCAAUGUAAUUUUGUUGACUUACACAUUUUAUGAUAAGAUUUCAAUGGGAAGUAGAUAUUUACAAACAGUCUACAUGAAGUUGUAAUGGUAAUGAGAUCUCAUGCAUGGUUGUUUUUUUUUUUUUUUUUGCACAUAUCCAAGUAAACGUUCACAUCUACUUAUGUCCAUUCUCAAGGAGAUGCCGACCAAAGUUUUUUGUUUUAUGAGAAUUUGCCUAGAAACAUAAUUCAAGCUGUGAUUACUAUGUGAAAUGUUUUUAUUAAAAUAUAAAUAUUCUAAACACAA
Ictalurus furcatus (blue catfish) is the source of this 979-nucleotide messenger RNA. RefSeq names its product C1D nuclear receptor corepressor (gene c1d). The transcript has 5 exons. Gene Ontology annotation, molecular function: RNA binding; DNA binding. Lineage: Eukaryota; Metazoa; Chordata; Actinopteri; Siluriformes; Ictaluridae. Gene Ontology annotation, biological process: maturation of 5.8S rRNA; regulation of gene expression. The coding region runs from base 115 to 546 and encodes 143 amino acids. Gene Ontology annotation, cellular component: nucleolus; exosome (RNase complex). The record is from RefSeq and is a predicted model, not a curated record.